Stegastes partitus (bicolor damselfish) is the source of this 791-nucleotide messenger RNA. RefSeq names its product serine/threonine-protein phosphatase 4 regulatory subunit 2-A-like. The record is from RefSeq and is a predicted model, not a curated record. Lineage: Eukaryota; Metazoa; Chordata; Actinopteri; Pomacentridae. The transcript has 3 exons. The annotation marks the transcript as partial.
UAGUAGUUCGCUUGACUGAUGUGUGAACUGAGCUGGAAGACGGUUGUGUUGUCGUGUCUCCGGUCAAUAUUUCAGCAGUUUAAGGUAAAAUGUGUUCGGUUCAGUAUCUGAGAGAGGUGAUCAGCGAGCGACUAACUGCUGCUGCUGAAGAAAUAUUCACAGAGUUUGAAAAAACCAUCGUCCAGUACGAGGAAGAGAUCGAUCGUCAGCGCAGACUGCUGGACAUCAUCUGGAAACCACAGAUACCGUUACACACUAUAGACCUUCCACAGCAUUAUGCCUGUGCAGAACAAGAACUUCUCACGGAUCAGCAGCUCUGCGACAAGGACAGGAACUCCAGUUUAGAACAAGAAGACUCAGGGUCUCCACCGAUUAAAGAGGAACAGGAGGAACUGUGCACCCAUGUAGACCAGGAGGACCGAGACCCUCUACAAAUAAAAGAGGAACAGGAGGAAAUCUGCACAAGUGUGGACCAGGAUGACCUCGAACCUCCACAGAUUAAAGAGGAACAGGAGGAACUCUACACCAGUCUGGGUCAGGAGACCCCUGAGUUUCAGCAGAUUAAAGCUGAACAUGAGGAACCCUGCACCAGUCAGGAGAUAAGGCAGAUUAUAGUGAAGCAGGAGACGGAUACGUUUUUGGUGACACCAGCAUAUGAGGAAAGUGACCACAGUGACAUCUCUCCCAUGUCAGAGAGUCACUGUGAAAGUGAUGCAGACUCUCCAUCCAGCCUCGCCUCUCUCUCUCUGACUCUCUGCGUCGGCCGCCUGCCACAAACAACCGACCACCCG